Messenger RNA from Magallana angulata, 3680 nucleotides. RefSeq names its product outer dynein arm-docking complex subunit 2-like. The record is from RefSeq and is a predicted model, not a curated record. Gene Ontology annotation, molecular function: protein binding. Lineage: Eukaryota; Metazoa; Mollusca; Bivalvia; Ostreida; Ostreidae. The transcript is spliced from 21 exons. Bases 97 to 3315 code for a protein of 1072 amino acids.
AGAGAUGUUGCUAUUUCCGCAGACGCAUGCGCAAUAAGCCUUGACAACCACAGCAUAACCAGACUCAAAAGAGGAAUAUAGGUGUACACAUCCGUCAUGGGUCAGGCUCUGCAGAGAGCAGCACAGUGGACCUCUGCCAAGGGAGGUUCAGGGGGCAAGUUAGAAUUCACAAAACUAAACGAAGAACUGCUUAAUUCCAUCAUACAGUAUGUUGAUGGUUUCAGUGCCAAGUAUGCUGAUGAAUCUAAAUUAGUUUUCAAAAAGCCCUUGACCUGGCAAACAACAGUCAGUCCGGAUGCAAUCAGUGCACCAGGGUUAGAAGACAGAGGUGGGGAUAAAAUAUCAGAAGCCAAAGCUGACAAGGACCAGCCCCUAUUCUCUAUAAAGAGGGAUGGAUCAGACUAUGAGUGUAGCGCCAUGACCAUGGAAUACUGUGAACAAGUCCUCAGAGCAUCCGGAGACAAGAAAAUGAUCGAAAUCAGAGCUUGCCUGGAAGCAAACCGUGAUCCAGUGGCCAACAUGUUGGGUGAGCGCUUCGCCACAGUGGAAGGAGACGACAACUCCAUCUUCCGAUUCAUCGAGGAGAUCACCAAGGAGAUCGAACAACUCGCCAAGCAGCACGCAGAAAACGAAGGAAACACUGAAAAACAAGAGGAAAUCGAGGAAAAGAAACUGGUGCUGAAAAUGAGGCUGAUUCUUCUGCGACUAGACCAGCAAUUAUUGAACCAGAGCAUCGCUCAGAUAACAAAGGAUGUUCGACUGACCCCUAUCAUGGUUGACGGAGAAGUCACCAUCUUACAGGAACUGUCGGGAGAUGAUGAAAGAAAGCACGUGCUGGAAACCAUCGAUUUCUGGGGUGACGGAUACAUUUUCAAAAAUGGCUGUCGCGCUCCUCCUCAACGCCAGCUUCAUGGAGACAUUGCGUACAUAGAAGUUCGGCCGUUUGAUGGAAAUAUGUUAUACAUCACCGCCAAUACCAGUGGCUACUAUCUGAACAAGGGCCCAGACAACCGUGGCGACAUGAACUACGAGAAGGAGGGCGAUGCCUACAGGGAGCUGGUCACACUGCUCAAGGACAAGAGUGCCCACUUUACAGAGAUGAUUGACAAACAGGAAUUCCACCUCAAAGUCCAGGAGAAGGAUGAUUACAUGGAUGCGAGGCGCGUGGAGGAGGAUGAUGAUGAUAGAGAGAGCACUGCAGGCUACCGCCCUGACCGCUCCAAGCAGAAGGCAGAGGAAGACUCCAAGGACAAAGGACAGAAGCAGAAGGCACAGAAAAAGAAGAAGCUGGAGCCAUCUCUCAAAUGGAAAGCGCUCGGGAUGGAGGAAUACCAGGAACCAGAUAAACGAGAAACACAGAAGCUAAAGAAGAAGAAGACUUCUCCAAGGAUGAAGACAAAGACCCCAGUUGAUGCAGAAGACUCCUUCAGCGAGAGCUCCACAGAGAGUGAGGAGGAGGAAGAGGCAGUAGAGAGGAGGAGCGAGACAAAUGCUGACCUUCCGUCUGAGUACUGGCAGAUACAGAAACUGGUCAAAUACCUCAAGGGUGGAAACCAAACUGCCACCAUCAUUGCUUUGUGUUCAAUGAGAGACUUCAACCUUGCUCAGGAGACGUGCCAGUUGGCCAUUCGUGAUGUGGGGGGUCUGGAGGUGUUGAUCAACCUGCUAGACACAGAGGAAGUCAAAUGCAAGAUUGGAUCACUCAAGAUCUUGAAAGAAAUCUCCAGGAAUACUCAGAUCAGGCGGGCCAUCGCUGACCUGGGGGGACUACAGACAAUGGUGAAGAUCCUGCGUGACCCCGACAAGGAUCUCAAGUGUCUGGCUGCUGAAACCAUUGCCAAUGUGGCCAAGUUCAGGCGGGCCAGGCGCACCGUCAGGCAGCAUGGAGGCAUAAAAAAACUGGUGGGUCUCCUGGAUUGCCCCAUAGUGUCUGCCACCAGUCCAGAGGCAGACAAGGAUGCUGAGGUGGCUCGCAGUGGUGCCCUGGCUUUGUGGAGCUGCAGCAAGAGCAAGAAAAACAAAGAGGCCAUGAGGAAGGCGGGUGCCAUUCCCCUGCUGGCCAAACUCCUCAAAUCUCCCAACGAGAACAUGUUGAUUCCGGUGGUCGGGACCCUUCAGGAGUGUGCGUCAGAGCCCAGUUACAGACUAGCUAUUAGAACAGAGGGAAUGAUAGAGGAUCUAGUGAAGAACUUAAAGAGCCAGUCAGAUGAACUGCAGAUGCAUUGUGCAUCAGCUAUAUUCAAGUGUGCGGAGGAGAAGGAGACACGAGAUCUGGUGAGGCAGUACGGUGGACUGGACCCUCUGGUGUCCCUCCUACAGAAAACUGAAAACAAAGAGUUGCUGGCGGCAGCAACCGGAGCCAUCUGGAAGUGUGCCAUCAGUCCGGAGAAUGUGACCCGCUUCCAGGAGCUGAGGGCAAUAGAACAGCUGGUGGGACUACUGAACGACCAGCCUGAGGAGGUGUUGGUCAAUGUGGUAGGUGGUUUAGGUGAAUUAGCUAAGGACCCUCCCAACAGAAUGUUGGUCAGGAAAGCCGGAGGGAUCCCCCCUCUGGUCAACUUACUGACUGGCACAAACCAGGCCCUCCUUGUCAAUGUCACUCGGGCUGUUGGGCAGUGUGCGGAGGAACAGGAUAAUAUGGUAAUCAUCGACAAACUGGACGGAGUCCGAUUACUAUGGUCAUUGCUCAAGAAUCAGAAUCCGGAUGUACAGGCCAGUGCUGCGUGGGCCAUAUGUCCUUGUAUUGAAAAUGCAAAGGACGCAGGAGAAAUGGUGCGAUCUUUUGUGGGUGGUUUAGAACUGAUUGUGAGUCUCUUGAAAUCGGACCAUCGAGAGGUUCUAGCCAGUGUGUGUGCAGCUAUAGCAAACAUUGCCAAAGACGAAGAAAACCUAGCAGUCAUCACAGACCAUGGCGUGGUUCCUAUGUUAGCCAGACUUACAAACACAUACGCUUGGAAGGGUAGUAGAUAUCAGAGUCAGGUGGAUGAUAAACUACGGAGACAUUUAGCAGAGGCCAUAGCUAGGUGUUGCAACUGGGGAAAUAACAGAACAGCAUUCGGACGAGAGGGGGCGGUGGCACCGCUAGUGAAAUAUCUCAAAUCGCAGGACGAAAAUGUACACAGAUCCACCGCCCGGGCCUUAUAUCAACUGUCCAAGAACCCCGAGAACUGUAUUACCAUGCACGAAGCCGGUGUUGUUCAGCCUUUGAUGAAAAUGGUAGGCUCACAGGAUGAGGAUCUCCAAGAAGCUUCCGCUGGGUGCAUAGGAAACAUCAGGAGACUUGCUUUAGCCAAUGAAAAAGCGAGAUAUUCUUAAAGCAUUUCCAGUCGAAUCAAAUUCCGUCCCUGAAACUGCCAUCAAUACCAACCAAUAUGUGAAAUCGAACUCAAUUAAAAGAGUGCAAAAUUAAACUGACAUAUAAUAUGGCAUUUAUGUAACAUCUUGAUUAAUAUCAGAAAUGUAUUAAUUUUUUUUUGGAUUACAAGGACAAACAGAUUAGAGAAACAUUAAGUUUUGAAGAAAUUAUAUAAAAAUCUAUUAAUUCCUUUACGUUACAUUUUAGCUGGUACAGGUAUCUAUAUAUAAGAUGCUGUGAUUUAUUUAAUAUACAUGUCUACAUAUUUGCAUAAGUUUUAUAGUUGUUCUUGUUAUGACAGAAAUAAAUCUAAUUUACCAUCAAA